AUAAUUUUAUAUAACUUCUAAUAAAUAUAUUAGAAGAGAAUUAUAUAUUAAGAAGAAAGAUAUUUCUCUAAUUUAUAUACAUAAUGGAUGAUGUAUAUAGACUUUAUAAUAAGACUGCAUCACCAAAAGUGGAUAUAAAAGAAUAUUUUGAUAAUUAUAAAAAACUAGUAGCUGAUUAUUUUAUAUCCAUGAAAAAAGAUAAAGAUAAUUUUAUGUCAAUGAUGGGAGUUGAACUUGCAGAAGAAGAAUUAUCCAUGUUAACAAAUUAUUGCAGCAUUGAUAAUUUAACAGUGGAAGGAGAAGCUCCAAAAUUAGCCAAUAUUAGAAAAAUGAGGAAAAAAGAUAUAUUUGAUGCUCAAGAACCAGAAGAUGUAGACUUACAAACAAUUCAAAAACUAAGACAAAGAUUAAAACAACAAACUAAACGACUUCAAUAUAAAUACCAAAGUGAAUUAUUCAUAAAUCAUACCAAAAAGGAAGGAACAUAUGAAACAUGCGCUGUUCCUGGCCAGGAUAUUCUUGUUUUUGUUAGAGUUUAUCAUCCUUUUGCACAAAAAGCAAGAAAUGCACCAAGAAAAGAAUGUGGAUCGUUACGUCGACUAAAUAAUGUUAUAGCUGUUUUAGGAUCCCAAACACUUGCUCAAUUAAGAGAUAAAAUAUCUUGCAUUGCUGAUUACAGUAUUUCUAAAGAAUGUAGUGAGAAUUUGGACAAUGCAGUAGGACCUAUGGCAAAAGAGUAUUACAAAUCAGGAUUCUUUUUUAUCGAAGACACUUUUUAUAAUGAUAUGAGAUGCUCAACAAAUAUUGAUUACAGUGCAGUAAUUAUCGAUUGGGCACAAAGAAGGCCAAGAUUAGGACCGUUCAAAGUUGCUACAAUGGAAGAUUGUAGAAUAGAUUCAUUAUGUUUGAGAUUUGGUUUUCCAUGGCUGUAUAAGCAUCAAGGUGGUUGUGAACAUUUAAUUGUGUUUAGUGAUGCUAGGUUGAUUAACUGCAAUGAUGAAUUAGCAAUAUCUGCAUAUCCACAAAUAGUCAGAUUAAGACCUAUGUCUUCUAAAUUUUGCAUGAUAUGUGGUGUAUACAAUGCACAAUGGAUUACUAUGAAACAUGAAAGAAUACCACAUAAUCCUUGUUAUUUCUGUGAUAGUUGUUUUAAAUCUUACAAUUAUAUUGAUGGUAAAAAAGUAGGGAAUUUUGAAGCAUAUGCAUAUCCACGGAAUAUUGAAGCCGUAAAAGGAAAAAUAGAUAUAUAAAUGUAUCAAAUUCUAUUUUUUAUAUUAAAAAAUAAAUUACUUUAUUGAAGA
Messenger RNA from Apis mellifera (honey bee), 1301 nucleotides. RefSeq names its product snRNA-activating protein complex subunit 3 (gene Pbp49). Gene Ontology annotation, cellular component: snRNA-activating protein complex. The transcript is spliced from 5 exons. The coding region runs from base 84 to 1250 and encodes 388 amino acids. Lineage: Eukaryota; Metazoa; Arthropoda; Insecta; Hymenoptera; Apidae. Gene Ontology annotation, molecular function: RNA polymerase III type 3 promoter sequence-specific DNA binding; core promoter sequence-specific DNA binding; bent DNA binding. The record is from RefSeq and is a predicted model, not a curated record. Gene Ontology annotation, biological process: snRNA transcription by RNA polymerase II; snRNA transcription by RNA polymerase III.